AUGGCAAGCAUCCAAGAAGUCUUCACUCACUUCAAUGUUGCUCAGGAAAACAUCGAAAGACUUGAUCAUUUUGUCGACAUUAUCAAGUCGCAAUCAAAUCUUAACAAAUCAAUGACAGUUUUAGAUUUUGGUUGCGAGAAAGGUUUCCUCGGAUUAAAGCUUAUUGAUGAUGCCAAGAAGAUUGCUUUUCUUGAUCCAGAUCCAAAUGCAAUUUCUAUCGCAGAAGAAUCUCUUAAGAUGAUGGGCAAAACAAACUAUGAAAUCAUCAAUAAGGUUGUAGAAGAAUACAAUGGUUCAAAGUUUGAUCUAGUUUACGCAUCCGUUUCCUUACAUUACGUUCCAGAUGUUAAAUCUGCCCUUACAAAGAUAAAAUCACUACUCAACCCCGAUGGAAAACUUGUUAUCAUCGAGAUCUACCACAAACACUUCCCACAAAUUCCAAAAGAUAAGCAUUUGCCACACCACGGUUUCACUCCAGAAAGUUUAACAGAGGUUGUUACAGAACUUGGAUUCAAAGAUCCACAAUGGAAGGAUUGUGGCUCAUUUAAGCAUGGUGGCCAUGAUCUUCCAAUCUUUUACUUGACAGCCCAUAUAUAA
Trichomonas vaginalis G3 is the source of this 597-nucleotide messenger RNA. RefSeq names its product S-adenosyl-L-methionine-dependent methyltransferases family. The record is from RefSeq and is a predicted model, not a curated record. Lineage: Eukaryota; Parabasalia; Trichomonadida; Trichomonadidae. The transcript has a single exon. The coding region runs from base 1 to 597 and encodes 198 amino acids.